This is a messenger RNA of Zymoseptoria tritici IPO323, 705 nucleotides long. RefSeq lists its product as uncharacterized. Bases 1 to 705 code for a protein of 234 amino acids. The transcript has 6 exons. Gene Ontology annotation, molecular function: oxidoreductase activity, acting on the CH-OH group of donors, NAD or NADP as acceptor. The record is from RefSeq and is a predicted model, not a curated record. NCBI's taxonomy places the organism in Eukaryota, Fungi, Ascomycota, Dothideomycetes, Mycosphaerellales, Mycosphaerellaceae.
AUGCCUAUCGCUGUCGUGACAGGAGCAAAUAGCGGCAUCGGCCAUGCUCUUGCUCAAUUACUCAUCUCCGAGGGCUACGAAGUACAUGCCGCCGACCACAUCCUCGGUCCAACCCUGCAGUCCCUUCCCUGCCGGCUCCACCGCCUGGAUCUCCGCUCUCCCGUCUCCAUCGCCGGUCUAGCAACCCACCUCGCCAGCAAACCCAUCCACAUCCUCCUCAACGUAGCGGGCGUUAUGAGUCCGAAAGAAGACGAUGCCCUACCCACCGUGACCAAGGAAAUCCUGACCACGACGUUUGAGACGAACGCCUUUGGGCCCUUGUUGCUUACCCAGGCGUUACUGCAGAGUCUAUUGUUGGGCGCGGAGGAUGCGGACGGAGGAGGUGCGAAGGUGGGGAUUGUUAGUAGUCGGGUGGGAAGUAUAGGCGACAACUCAACCGGCGGCUCGUACGCUUACCGCGCCUCCAAAGCCGCCGUCAACAGUGUGGGAAAAUCCCUCGCGUGCGAUCUGCAAAGCCAGGGAAUCGUCGUGAGUCUGUUGCAUCCUGGCAUCACGAAAACGAACAUGAAUCCUGCGGCAGAUGCGGAUCCGGAAGCGGUCGAAGCGGAGGAGGCCGCGGCGAAGUUGUGGGCGAUCAUGAAGGAAAAGGGGAUUGAGGAUACGGGCAAAUUUUGGCAUAGGGAAGGACAUGAGCUGCCUUGGUAG